GUACAUUGUAGAAGCAGCUUUCAGUUGUGCUCAUGGAAAUUCAUAGGAAUGUAUGUUUCCAAACAAAUCAUGUAAACACAAGAACCAUGAUCCAUUUGAGAUAUCUGUAAAAUCAGUAUCUUGAAUUUAUAUUUUUACAAUUGCGUUUCCAUAAAUAAAUAUUUGUUUUAUUAAGAACUUGACAUGUCUUGUGAAGAUUGGUUAAAAUGCAUCAAAGAUGCAAAAAAGACUGCUAUUAUUCAAAAUGGAUGUAGAAAAGUCCAUUAUUUAUUAAAAGAUAAUAAAGAAAUGGUAGAAGAAUAUCACUUAAAUACGGGUGUUCUUAUUCGAAGAAUUUGGAAAGAAAAAGGGAAACUUGGACAAGAAAUUGGUUGGAAAGUAGAGAUUGGUGAUCCUGAACCUAAAUUUCAAGAAAAUAUAGAAAUCAGUGGAAUUCGAGAAAGUGUAACUGCUCCAUCGGUGUCAAGAAGAAUGACAAAAAGUGCAUUAGAAUGGAGAAUAAGAAAUUUAUCAUAUCCGAAAGACGUUUAUUCUGUGACUGCUGAAGAAGAUGAAACAAUUACAGUGAGGACGAGUAAUAAAAAGUACUUCAAAAAGAUAGUAGUUCCAGAUUUGGAACGCAUUGGAUUAAAACCAAAACAAGAAAAUAUUUCUUUUUCUCAUCGAUUUGACACGUUAAUAAUAUUGUACAAGAAACCUGCAUUGCUUCUUGAAGUGGAAAAUAAAAUAUUAAACGAAGUUGUACAAAUAAAAACUAGAAACGAAGAUGUCCAGUGCCCUACUAGCUGAUUUAUAUAGUACAUUUUUACGUGAUUUAUUAUUACAUAUUUUAAACCUUUAUUUAUGUUCAAUAUUUUAUAACACAUUUGUAUACAAAUAUAAGUACUUGAUUUAAAAA
This is a messenger RNA of Leptopilina boulardi, 898 nucleotides long. RefSeq names its product protein DPCD. The coding region runs from base 184 to 789 and encodes 201 amino acids. The record is from RefSeq and is a predicted model, not a curated record. NCBI's taxonomy places the organism in Eukaryota, Metazoa, Arthropoda, Insecta, Hymenoptera, Figitidae. The transcript has 4 exons.